UCGAGCUUCGGGUGCUGCUGAUGGCGGGACGCUCCUCUUUCUCGACUAUCCACAGCCACCAUCGAAUCCGCGUGCAAGCCCGGGCGCGACCUAUGAGGGCGAGGCGACUCGGAGGCGAACGGACUUGAUUCCAAACUGGUCUGGGACUCCCGUACUUGGGAUGUCACGUUCCAAAUGUGGAUGCUGCCCGGAGGCUGACUGUUCAAAACGGUACAAAUGCUCGAUUCGAACCACAGUUCGUUUUUAUCCCUCUCUCUUCACUACUCUCACUCCUCCCCGACGCGACACUUCUCGCUCUUAUUCUAGUUCUCCAUCUAUUCCGGCACCUGCCCUAGUUAGCACCAUGCUUCCACUGGCCUUUGCCGUCGUCAGCUUCGUGGGCGUCGCGCUGAACCUCUUCGGCGCGACGCUCUUCCCUGUCCUCCUCCCUGUCAAGCCCAUCGGACAACGGCUCAUCGCCUCCUCUGCAACCUGGGUCCAGCACCAGUCCCGUCUUCUCGUGUCCUACACCAGGCGCCACCUCUCGAGGCCAGCAUCCUCCGCCUCGAGACCUCUGGUCACGCCUUCGUUGCGACGGACGACUCCCACACGGCCGCAGCCACCAGCUCCAACAUCUGCCAAGCGGCUCGUCGUUCGGUCCAGAGCAAAAGUCCUCGAUGGCGCCAGUCAGUGUCGGUCGCACGUCGCACAGCUCCAACACCCGGUCUGCACUGUGUGGGACGAGCGCGAUGUCGUCGCCAACCAGCCGCUCCCGUACUACUCUGGCCCCACGUCGCUGAACCUGUACGUCGUGUCGGCACUCUCGGUCUGCUCUGGCCUGCUUCCGACGACGACGCUCCUCCUGGCGCUGGACGCUGGACUGUCGACCCGGGACGACGACUGCGGCUUUGUCUUCUCUUGGCUAGGGCUCUUCGUCACGCUCGUCACCGUCCUCGUCGUCCUCUUCGCCCUUCACAAGAUCUUCCCCAGCAAGGGCCAGCGUUCGCGACAGUCCUCUUCUGCCCUCCGGACGCGCUCUCGUGCUGCAAAGGGCGCGAAGCUAAAGGCGGCAGAUGUCCCAGGCGCUGCUGUCGUCGCUCGGUCGUGGUUCCCGGCGCCCGCCCAGCCUGUCCUCGAACCCAGCGGGUGGUGGACGGCGUCCUCGUCGACUCGGGAAGCAUGCGAGUUCAGCGAGGAGGUCCCGGCUGACAUGGCGGUCGACAUCGUGGAGGUCGUCACCACCGCCCUCGCAGCCGAGCCGCACGCUUCGGAAGAACGUCCCAAGGCCAAGUCAAAGCCGAAGAAGAAGCGGGCGUCGAACAAGCAGCGCAAGGCUGCCCCGGUCGUCGAGGCUGCUCAGACUAGCACCAAGGUUGUCACGGCAGAGGCUGUCACUUCUCAGGCACCGCUCCCCCGCGAACCGCAGACCAAGGUUGAGUCAAGGCCGAACAAAGCGUCGAAGCCUACGUCAAAGAAGCAGCGCCCGGCCCCGAAGCUUGUACAAUUAGACAAGACCUCCCCUUGCUCAGCUGCUCCUCGCCCGGUAUCCCCUCCCUCGGCACUAUGCGAGGGAUCUAUGAGGCCGUGGUCCGAACAUAAGCCUCUCCCCGCUCUGAAGCCCGGGGAUCUCGCGGUUCAGCAGCGCAACGAGGAGCUGAACCAGUCUACUGUCUUCCAGCAGGUCGGUCCAUGGACGAUGCCCAGGCGACCCGACGGCUCUGCGACGAGGAUCUACCGCCUCCCGAAGGCGUUCCCUGCCCUGGGCGAAGUCGCACCCUCCAACAAGCCCGCCCGCCGCCUCAGGAUGCUCGGCCCCAAGCGCGACCGCUACGUUCCCGGCGCAACGCGCAUCGGAGGUCCCGACGGCUGGCUGGUUGACGCGUCCCAGAGGAAACCGGCGCCUCCCCCGAAGCCAGAUCCCCGCAAGAACGCGAAGGGGAAGGCGAAGGCGAACGGCUCGACUGGGCGGCCGCAGGACGACCCCAAGUUGUGGGAAGGCACCGUUCAGGGCCUGAUCCUCUCGGCCAUAGAGAACGCUUCUGCCGCAUCACCUCGAGGGCGCCGGGCUCGUGCCGGACGUGGACGCCGCGACUGA
Phanerochaete carnosa HHB-10118-sp is the source of this 2074-nucleotide messenger RNA. RefSeq lists its product as uncharacterized. The transcript is spliced from 2 exons. NCBI's taxonomy places the organism in Eukaryota, Fungi, Basidiomycota, Agaricomycetes, Polyporales, Phanerochaetaceae. Bases 161 to 2074 code for a protein of 637 amino acids. The record is from RefSeq and is a predicted model, not a curated record.